AUGCAGAUGCAGACGCCUGCGACCAUUGACAGUAAGGCUUGUGGCGCAGCAGCAGCAGCAGCAUCAACUCGUGUGGGCCCCCCUGCAGAUGAGGAGCGUGAGCGAAUGACUACUGCGUCCGAUGGCGCCGUGGAUUGCAACCAUGGAGGCAAUGUCACGGCUAAUACGAACAUGGUUGUUGAGGAGGCGGGCGUGGUCAAAGCGACGAGUGGCGAAAAAGCUGGCGUAGUCCACUCUACCACGAUUGAUGAGGAAGAAGACAUGGACGCCACGAGUAUUGCCGACUCAUUCAGUCUUCAGGAUGAUUACAUUCCUUUGUAG
Cladophialophora yegresii CBS 114405 is the source of this 321-nucleotide messenger RNA. RefSeq lists its product as uncharacterized. Lineage: Eukaryota; Fungi; Ascomycota; Eurotiomycetes; Chaetothyriales; Herpotrichiellaceae. Bases 1 to 321 code for a protein of 106 amino acids. The transcript has a single exon. The record is from RefSeq and is a predicted model, not a curated record.